This is a messenger RNA of Phragmites australis (common reed), 543 nucleotides long. Its product is annotated as large ribosomal subunit protein eL29z-like. Bases 139 to 321 code for a protein of 60 amino acids. Gene Ontology annotation, biological process: cytoplasmic translation. Lineage: Eukaryota; Viridiplantae; Streptophyta; Magnoliopsida; Poales; Poaceae. The transcript has 3 exons. The record is from RefSeq and is a predicted model, not a curated record. Gene Ontology annotation, cellular component: ribosome; cytosolic large ribosomal subunit. Gene Ontology annotation, molecular function: structural constituent of ribosome.
CAAACAUGGGCUCGCGAAAACCUCUGCUAUAUACACCCAAGCCCUCGUGGCCUCACAAGCCUCGAAACCCUAGCUUCUCUUUGGCCGCCGCCGACCUGCCCCAACGCCGGUGAUUAGGAGGAGGAAGAGGGAUCCGGGAUGGCCAAGUCGAAGAACCACACGGCGCACAACCAGUCGUACAAGGCGCACAAGAACGGCAUCAAGAAGCCCAAACGCCAUCUCCAGACCUCCACCAAGGGGAUGGACCCGAAGUUCCUGAGGAACCUGAGGUACUCGAGGAAGCACAACAAGAAGAGUGGCGAGGCUGAGGCCGAGGAGUAAGAUGGAGGAGCUUCUGGUGAUGAAUGAAUUUCUUGUAUCGCUGGGGUCUACAGUUUUGGAUUAUGUAUGAUCAAAGCAGAUCUCUGUUGGUGCUGAAGUUUAAUGUUGCCUGCCUAGUUGGCCUUACGAAACCAGUUACAAACUGCUGAAUUGGAACUAGAAUUUGCAGCUUCAUGAGAAUUGAUUAAUCCCAAAUAUGAUUAUGCCGUGUUGCCUGUGAUA